AUGGCAAUGAUCAAUGGCUCGGAUGACCUUCCGCCUGAUCCCGAAAAUGAAUUUGUGUGUGAUGCCUGCUUAGCCGACGACCAAACUGAGCCUGCAAUGGGGUUUUGUUUAGAAUGCAAUGAAUAUCUAUGCAAGCCAUGCAUUGAUGCCCACCGGAGAGUGCGGGUGUAUAAAACACACCAGGUUAAAAAGGGAGAUGAGAUGCCGCGAAGCAAAACUAAAGCAGAUCGUCAACCCGUUGUCAGCAAAUGCAACUUGCAUGCUGACAAGCCUAUAACUGCGAUUUGUAAAACUCACAAUCAACUCUGCUGUGAUCAGUGUUUGAUUCUGGCGCACAAAGUUUGCGAUGAUGUUAAAUCAAUAAGUGAUGUUUCAAAAGAGUUUAUCGGUAGCGAAGAUUAUAAAACAAUAACCGAGAAACUCGAAUAUCUUCAAAUUGCGUACACUGAGAAAAUGAAAUCAGCUAAAAUGAAUUUAAAUGAAGUUGACGUUUACCACAAAAAUGCGAUCGAGGAGUUCAAAGCAGAAGUUGAUAAAAUCAAACAAACCGACAUCAUCAAGCUGAGGGCUAUUAUAGACACUUAUGAGCAUGUUCUCAGUCAAUUCAUGUGCUGGGUAAAUGACAUUGGCGUACACAAGAACGCCGAGACAUUCGAAGAACUCUUCAUUCUGGUUUGGAGGACACAACAUGAGGUUGCCAACAUCGAGAACAAUGUUCACAAGUUUUGCACCGACGACAGUAUUAUAAGAUAUCGGUUUCAAUCGGACACAUCUAUGCUUGGUCGUCUUAUGGAGAUUCCAUACCUCAUAAAAACGGUUAACAUUAAACAUGCAAGUGAUUCAACUUAUUGUUACGUUGCAGACAUAGGGAUGUUAAAAGAAAACCUGAUGCUAGUAGCUGACUAUAGGAAUUCCAGUCUGAAGAUAUAUAAUUCCGAUACAGAUGUCCUUGUUUCUUCCGCCAAACUACCAUCAAAACCAUGGCAAAUGUCAGUUACAGAGGAAGGUGGAGCUUACGUGACAAGUGAAGGCCAACCUAAAAUAUUUCACCUUAAGUCGCCAGCAACUGACCUCAGCACUUUCGAAGAGAUUACCGUAGACGGAAAAUGUUACACAGUGGACUGUUUCAACGAAACCUUGAAAGUUCAGUGUUUGUCUCCUGCCAAAACUAUUGAAGUAGAUGGAGAUGGAAAACUAGUUAGAGUGAUCAACAACGACUUAAGUAAGGAAACCACUGGGAAUGGAGAACAGUUUGUAUCAACUCCACUAUGGUCAACACAAGAUCCAGCUACUGGGUCGAUGUACCUUUCUUGCAAAAGCAAAGAUUCAAUAACAGAAAUAACGAGUGAUGACAAAGUAAAGCGGCUUGUGAAGUCAGACAAGCUGAAUUGUCCUUACGGUAUGUGCAUUGACACUGAUGGUACCAUUCUCGUAUGUAGCUUCAAAAGCAAGGACGUGUUUAGGGUGAAGAGGAAUGGAGACAUCCAGAGUGUGUUACCACAGCCUCUAGACUUUAACCCUUGGACAGUGGCGCUUGACAAACAAACAAAGAAACUGUAUGUUGGAGGACAAUCUGAUAAACUAUAUGUAUUUCAGAUCUAG
Messenger RNA from Mya arenaria, 1602 nucleotides. RefSeq lists its product as uncharacterized. Bases 1 to 1602 code for a protein of 533 amino acids. The transcript has a single exon. Lineage: Eukaryota; Metazoa; Mollusca; Bivalvia; Myida; Myidae. The record is from RefSeq and is a predicted model, not a curated record. Gene Ontology annotation, molecular function: ubiquitin-protein transferase activity; zinc ion binding. Gene Ontology annotation, cellular component: nucleoplasm; chromatin. Gene Ontology annotation, biological process: positive regulation of DNA-templated transcription.